Messenger RNA from Anopheles coluzzii, 1094 nucleotides. RefSeq lists its product as uncharacterized. Bases 75 to 1094 code for a protein of 339 amino acids. Gene Ontology annotation, cellular component: plasma membrane. The transcript has 2 exons. NCBI's taxonomy places the organism in Eukaryota, Metazoa, Arthropoda, Insecta, Diptera, Culicidae. The record is from RefSeq and is a predicted model, not a curated record. Gene Ontology annotation, molecular function: protein binding.
UUUUCACUCACGUUCUCGUCACAUUCUUAGCUCAGUAUUGCAACGAAAAGCAUGUCCAAAAUUGAAAAAUUGGCAUGAGUUUGCUUGUCUUAAUCACCUUACUAUUGGUGCUUUCGACGCAUGCAUACGAGUUCACCUGCUCCUACACUGCGUGCACCGUGUCCAAUAUACACAUUACCUACGACGGACUGUACGCCUUCAGCUUCAUUCCCAACGGAACGGAUGCGCUAUUUUUGAAAGGUGCUAAAGGGAAACUGGCGGACUUUUCCUUCCUCGAAAGUGCUCCCUAUCUCGUGCAGUUUGUACUGGAAAGGUGUAUUUUUGGUGAGUUGGUUAUACCCGCCUUUAAAACCCCUUCAACGGUGAUAUUAAAACACGUGUCGGUGAAAACUAUUCGAUUCAAUUCCGGUGGUCAAAUGCUCCGUGACGUCAGAUUAUGUGGCACAACGUUCAAGAACAUUCCUGACACAGUUCUGCAACUGUCGGGUGUUGUAAAUCUAGAGCAAAGCCAUUCACCAAUGCGACUCUUGCAGCUAAGUGUACUAAGGCGCAUGAACAGUCUCGUCAAUCUAAACCUGUCCUACAACAAGAUACAAACCAUAACGGCCGACUCGGAGGGUGUUUGCUGUGAGAAGCUGGAGUCUUUAAACUUGAUUGGUAAUUCGCUGAAGCAGUUCGAUUUUGCAGUUGUGAUGUACAUGCCGCAAUUUCAGCGCCUUUUUCUCGGCAACAAUCAAAUCGCAACGAUAAGUGUAGAGGCAAAUAAGCCCUACACAGGUAAGCAGCGCUUCUGCUCUUGGAAAUCUUACUACCUUAAGCGGAUUGAAGUAGGUGUGGAGAUUCCCAAACCACCGUGCGCGGAUUAUUUUGCCAAGCUCAACGGAAUUACGCUAAACCACAACAAACUGACAACGAUCGAUAUGAGCCUGUUUGAACGGAUGAACAUGCUGGAUUAUCUAGAUUUAGCGUACAAUCCUUUAAAAUCUGUGAAGAUAGUGAAGGAAAAAGUGCCAAUCUCAAUCAACUUUGGCCUGCUGAAAGGUGAAGCUGGAUAUUUAUACGACUUACCGCCGGAGGUGUUCACGAGGGUUUAA